AUGUCUACGUCUCUUCCUGCUUCUCACCAAGCUAUCAUUGAUACCCUGGUCAAAGACCUGCUACAAGCUAAACCGGAAGACCCUCUCCAGUAUUGUGCGAAUUACUUUAACCGUCAGCUCGAAUUCGAGCGGGCUUCCCACAAAUCAGCCAAGUCGCCCUCGAACGUGAGCACGAACGGCAAGAUGGCAGACACUGCUGGGCCUUUCGACAGCCGCAGCCCUUUCGCAGCCAAGAACAGCAUACAAGAGGAAGAAGAAGAACGUGAUACCUUUGGUUCCCCUACCGAUGCCACCUUCAAGAAUCGCGACUCGGGUCGUUCACCCUUUGGGGGUUCGGGUUUUGGCGCCGCGGCUGGUGGUGCUGCUGGUGGCAGCUUGUUUGGCAACUGGCUAGGCAAUCAGGCCACUGAGGACACCUCACAGCAAGCCCAACCACUACCCAACAACUAUGCUGCUGGUCGCCGAACCUCUGUCUCCGCCGAAUCCAUGCAACCAGAUUCCGAUUCCGGUAACUGGAAACCACCCAAACACUCCAAGACAGCCGAGCAAUUGGAGAGACUCAGAGCCGCUGUGUCGGGUAACUUUUUAUUUUCCAGCCUGGAUGAGGACUCCUUCCAAUUGGUGCUCGACGCACUCAUGGAGAAAAGCAUUCCCGCACCAAACAUCAAGGUUAUCACACAGGGUGACGAAGGGGAUUUCUUCUACGUGAUCGAGUCUGGCGACUUCGAUAUCUACAUCAACCCAAGCGGAUCAGUUGAAGCUGGCCCUGACGGUAUGGGAAACAAAGUUGCUACGAUUGGACCCGGUGGAAGCUUUGGUGAACUCGCCUUGAUGUACAACGCUCCUCGUGCUGCUACAGUUGUCAGUGCAUCCAAAGGUGGUUUGCUGUGGGCCUUGGAUCGUGUCACAUUCCGACGAAUCCUGAUGAAUAAUGCCUUCCAGAAACGAGAAAUGUACGAAGGUUUCCUCGGAGAAGUGCCGUUGCUUUCGUCCCUCAAACCGUACGAACGAGCCAAGAUCGCCGAUGCAUUGGAAACUGUCAAGUUCGAACCGGGUCAGAAUAUUAUCACCGAGGGCGAGCCCGGCGACGCCUUCUAUCUUCUGGAGUCAGGCCAUGCUGUGGCAUACAAACAUGGAGUGGACCACGCUGUCAAAGAAUACGGCCGAGGCGACUUUUUUGGUGAACUCGCUUUGUUGGAUGACAAGCCUCGAGCUGCGAGCGUGAUUGCGAAGGAUAAUGUCACCGUUGCCAAGCUCGGCAGAGAUGGAUUCAAGCGCCUUCUUGGACCAGUAGAGGGUAUCAUGAGACGCGAAGAGUACGAAGGCACCGAAGACCUAGACCCCCUAAGCCACCAGAAGACGGUGACUUAG
Messenger RNA from Cladophialophora yegresii CBS 114405, 1371 nucleotides. RefSeq names its product cAMP-dependent protein kinase regulator. NCBI's taxonomy places the organism in Eukaryota, Fungi, Ascomycota, Eurotiomycetes, Chaetothyriales, Herpotrichiellaceae. The transcript has a single exon. The record is from RefSeq and is a predicted model, not a curated record. Gene Ontology annotation, cellular component: cAMP-dependent protein kinase complex; nucleus. Gene Ontology annotation, molecular function: cAMP-dependent protein kinase regulator activity. Bases 1 to 1371 code for a protein of 456 amino acids. Gene Ontology annotation, biological process: regulation of protein phosphorylation.